UCAGCGUUACUUCCGUAAUGCGGAAGUGUUGCCAUCGCAUGCGGUAGUUGGCAGUGUUUGGAUCAAUUUCGUACAUUACACACAUUGUUUACUGUACAUUUAUGUUUUUAGUCUAAAUUUAGCGACAGGCCGUCAUGAUGCUGGACAAGAGUCGUGUGACGGUUGUGGCAGACAUCUUAUUCAGCAACAGACAUUCACCUGGAGAAGGGAUCCACUGCUGCUGCUCGAGAGUCUUUGUGGAGGACCGAGAACUCUAUCGCUCAGAUAAAAGACUGCUCUCCGUUCGCCAAACAGAAACUGCACGUGAAGAAUCAGACCAAGAAGAAGACGAGGAUGUCUAUGAGGAAGAUGAGUUGUUGGAUGAAGAGGCUCAGCUGAUGGCUAGCAUGGGUCUGCCUCUUGCCUUUGCCAGCUCUUCCAGCCAGCGUAAAGAGCAGAAGCAAUCGACCAAAAGGCCUGUUCCAUAUCUGACUGCGUCUCUCCAAGACGAGGAGGAAGACCUACGGUUUACCAACAAAGACAUUAAAGAUUGCUUGGAAGAAGAACUGAAGACGGCGAGCGAAGGGCUGAAGAGCCAGUCUGCUGAUGAUGCAGGUUGGCAGGCAUACUGGGCUCAACAAGGAGAACAUCUGCUGUGGAGCAGCUGGCUGGAGAAACAUGCUGACCACGACCUGCAGCGUUCAGAAGGUUCCCAAACUGUGACCGCUCCGUGGGACGACCCAGACACAAAGCCUGCCUGGGAUCAACACGCUGCAGACACAUACUAUUACUACUGGGAGCAAUACUCAUACUGGGUAGCGCAGGGCUGGACCGCUGACCUACCUUGUGAGAAGACCACCGGGGGAGAAGAAGCAGCAUCUGAGAAGAUGAAUGGAACGGAAGGGUUGAACCACCUCUUUGAACAGAUAUGCUCUUUAGAGUCAGCUGGGAACACAUCAGCUGACUUUGGAACAAAUAUGGCCGACAUUUCCGAACGACCCAAGUCCAAGGAGCCCUCUGAUGCGGGGACUCGUGGCGAGAAAUCUGAUGUUGCCCCACAGCAGGACACAACACAACAUACAGAUGACCAACAGGCUGCUGGCAGUUUCAACAGGCCCUCAUCUUCAACGCACCGGAUAUCAAAUGAUGAAGAUGAUGGUGAUGAUGAGGAAAAUCCUUCAAGAGGAAUCGGAAAAGUCAAACGCAGUCAUGAGCUUGACAUGGAGGAAAUCCCUCAUCUAUCAUGCGAUGAAGCAUGGAAGAAACUUGGACUCAAACACAAUCCAGAAUCACGGUUUGAAAGUGUGUUCAACUUUAAAGACAUUUCAGGUCAAAAGCGCCAGAGGCGUUGGUGCUCCAAGAGGACCGGCAUCAACAAACACAUCAGAUUCACAGAGGAUGAAGAGGUUCCACAGCCGGAGUGCAGCACCACCCUCCGUAAGGUCCAUAACUUCCUUGCAAAGAUUCAGAGUGAGACACACAUGAGUCCAUGUGAUCCGGGGGAGAUUCACGGACAAAGCAUGCCACGCUCUGAAAAAACGCCCCCAUUACCAGAAGAUGAUGAGAGUAUGGAAAAGAGGAUCGGAAGUAGAAGCUCCAUAGAAGAGGAAAGUCCUGCUUUGCUCGGCACUGAGAAGGAGACGAGUGUUGAAACCAGUCUCUUCCCUCAUGUUGAGGAAACAAGGCGGUUAGAGUGUGUGGAAAUCCCAGACUUUCUACUGCCUAACAGACCUGCAGCCAACAGUGAUGUGAAAGAUGCCAAGCAAUCAAGGAAGAAGAGCAAACGAGCUAGAAAGCGGCAGGUACCAGCAGACAUGGCAGCAGAACCGGGCCUGGCAAAAUACUGGGCUCAGCGCUACAGACUCUUCUCUCGCUUUGACGAGGGGAUCAGACUGGACCGAGAGGGCUGGUUCUCUGUGACGCCUGAGAAGAUUGCAGAACACAUUGCCCUCCGAGUGGAAAGCAGCUUUCCCUGCACUCAGCUGGUCAUUGAUGCCUUCUGUGGGGUUGGAGGAAACGCCAUCCAGUUUGCACUCACUGGGAAGAGAGUCCUUGCUAUCGAUAUAGACCCGGUACGUCUGGACCUAGCGCGCCACAAUGCUGCCGUUUAUGGCGUCGGCCAUCAAAUUGAGUACUUGCAAGGAGACUUCCUCCAGCUCGCACCCCGUCUCUGUGGGGAUGUCGUCUUCCUGUCACCGCCGUGGGGGGGUCCAGACUACCUGACUGCUGACAUCUUUGACCUCAAGACCAUGAUGGAGCCAGAUGGGUUUAAGAUUUUCCAUCUGGCUAAGCAAAUAACGGACAGCAUUGUGUAUUUCUUGCCUCGCAACGCCGACAUGGAGCAGGUGGCUUCGCUGGCGGGCCCUGGAGGGAAGGUGGAGGUGGAGCAGAACUUCCUCAACAACAAACUCAAGACCAUCACCGCUUACUUUGGCAGCUUGAUCAACUCAGACACCUGAAAACCGCAGGAAAUGAACACGCUCCUGUCCAACUCAUCAUCUCCUAAUGGAUAACUUCACAAGAGUAACCUAUUUUUUUCUACUUUUUAAGUACACUCUUUUAGCCAUUUUUUAAAACUUGUCGUUUUGUCAUUUUUAAUGAUUAAAGCAGAAUGUUUCUACCUCCA
Doryrhamphus excisus (bluestripe pipefish) is the source of this 2605-nucleotide messenger RNA. NCBI's taxonomy places the organism in Eukaryota, Metazoa, Chordata, Actinopteri, Syngnathiformes, Syngnathidae. The record is from RefSeq and is a predicted model, not a curated record.